AUGCGGUCUCAAUUUUCGAAGCAAAUGUCUUCGGCGGGAGGAGAGGAGAUUGGCCAAUUAUCAAGGAACGAGCUGGAUGAUGUCAAUCUCGCGCGCAUGGGAAAACGUCCUGUCUUGAAACGCAAUUUCGGGUUGAUGUCAAUGCUGGGUUUCAGUUGUACAAUUCUGAUUACCUGGGAGGGAAUUGUCGUGUUAUUCUUGCAAGCAUACCAAAAUGGAGGUCCAGCUGGAGCCGUUUAUGGCUUCCUUUUUGUUUGGGCUGGUGUCGCAGGUACCUUUGUGGUUCUAUCGGAGUUGGCAUCAAUGGCACCGACAUCUGGAGGCCAGUAUCAUUGGACAUCCAUGCUAGCACCGCGAUCGUGCAUGAAACUCAUGAGCUACCUGACAGGUUGGCUUACAGUUAUCGGGUGGCAAGCCACGUUUGCAACCUCAUGCUAUUUGGUCGGCACCUUGAUUCAAGGCCUGGUCGUGCUCACGAACAGUAAAUAUGAGCCCCAAAACUGGCAUGGAACGCUUAUAUUCUGGGCGGUUGUGGCAUUUUCGGUCGCCAUAAACAGUGUUGGCGGCAAAGUGCUUCCUCGAUUUGAGGGCAUGAUCUUGAUCCUCCACAUUCUUGGCUUCUUCGCCAUUCUCAUCCCCUUAACUUACAUGGCCGAUCAUGGAACCUCCAAGGAGGUCUUUACCCAGUUUCUCAACAUGGGGGAGUUCCCGUCCCAAGGACUGUCAUUCUUUGUAGGAAUGGUUGGCUGCAUCUUUGCGUUUGCCGGUGGUGAUGCCGCGGUUCAUAUGUCAGAAGAAAUCACAAACGCCGCCGUCGCCGUCCCAACUUCGAUCAUGCUAAGUGUCUUGAUCAAUGGAUCCUUAGGUUUCGGCAUGUUGAUUGCCAUGCUGUUCUGUAGCGGGGAUCUUGGAUCCGCCCUGGAAUCACCCACUGGGUACCCCUUCCUGGCAAUCUUUUUGGAGGCGACAGGAUCCAUAGCUGGAACAGCAAUGAUGGGCUCGAUCGUUACCACCAUGGGCGCCACCACAUCAGUCGGCAUGUUGGCGUCCACAUCGCGCCAGUUCUGGUCCUUCGCUAGAGACCGUGGAAUUCCGGGCUGGCGAUUGUGGAGCCAGGUCACCGAGCGCUCUGCCGUCCCCUUAUACUCCGUUUUGAUGACAUCCGUGAUUGCAUGUCUCCUCGCGCUCAUCAACAUUGGCUCCUCGGUCGCCUUCAACGAUCUCUGCUCCAUGUCGAUCUCCGGUCUCUACCUGUCGUACAUGGUGGUUGGGGGUCUUCUUCUCUGGCGUCGUUGCACGGGCGGGAUCAGCUCUGUUCGCAGUAGCGAUUCCGCUAUCAUCAACACCGCCGGCGCGAAGCUCGUCUGGGGCCCAUUCCAUGUGCCAGGAAUUUUCGGUAUUCUUAUCAAUACCUGGGCUUUGAUUUAUAUGACCAUUGCUGUCUUCUUUAGCUUUUGGCCACCGUCUUGGGUGGUCACUGUUCAAACUAUGAACUUUAGUGUCGUUGGGACGAUGGGUACCAUCAUGCUCAGUCUUUUCUACUACUAUGCUCGUGCGAGAAAGGUCUAUGAUGGACCUAUCAUGGAGCGUACCCUGUAA
This is a messenger RNA of Penicillium verrucosum, 1599 nucleotides long. RefSeq lists its product as uncharacterized. The transcript is spliced from 8 exons. Bases 1 to 1599 code for a protein of 532 amino acids. Gene Ontology annotation, molecular function: transmembrane transporter activity. Lineage: Eukaryota; Fungi; Ascomycota; Eurotiomycetes; Eurotiales; Aspergillaceae. Gene Ontology annotation, biological process: transmembrane transport. The record is from RefSeq and is a predicted model, not a curated record. Gene Ontology annotation, cellular component: membrane.